Portunus trituberculatus (swimming crab) is the source of this 2733-nucleotide messenger RNA. RefSeq lists its product as uncharacterized. Gene Ontology annotation, cellular component: membrane. NCBI's taxonomy places the organism in Eukaryota, Metazoa, Arthropoda, Malacostraca, Decapoda, Portunidae. The record is from RefSeq and is a predicted model, not a curated record. The transcript is spliced from 8 exons. The coding region runs from base 362 to 2611 and encodes 749 amino acids.
CUAAAACACCUGUGACGAAAGAAGAAAGAAAACGAGGCGAAGAGAAGCCAGCUGAUCAUUGCACUGACGCUAACGUGAACUCUGAACCAAGAUCCUAAAAAAACAUGUGUCUCUCGAGGAAGCGGAAGAGAUCGAGCGGUGCAAGGCGGAGAGGGAGCAGAGAGGCAACUGGCAAGGCUUGGUAAUUGACGUUAUGAAGAGGAAUUAAGUGGUGCCGUGUCGCGUGUUACUUCUCCCUUGUGACUUGAGGGACGAGAGAAAGGCGGAACUGCUACUGUAGAGGUCCCUGACGCCCUCCCAGCCCUGCUCAGUCCCGUCCAGUCCUGUCACGCCCUGCCACGCCCCAUCACGAUCCGCCAAGAUGAGCACCCGUCGCCACCUGUCGUGGAGGGCGCGGCAAGGAGGGGAACGUCUUCGUCAGGAGAGUCGCAAGGCCGCUGUGUCGUGUUGGCAAGACUUCCUAACCCUGCGUCUGGUGCCUCUCAAGAUUACGUUCUUCGUUAUUAUGGGAGCUACUCAGUGCGUGGACCCCUUCAUUCCACUGCUACUGAGGGCGCUGGGUCUUACACUGGAGGAGACGGGGCUAGUGUUCACCAUCAGCCCCCUCAUCCCUAUAUUCGCUCCUCUGCUGGCCGGAGUGGUGGCGGACAAGAUUGGGAACUUCCGGUGCAUCCUGGUGUUCACAGUGGCUCUGAGCGGCGUAGUAUCCCUCGUCAACAUCGCCAUCCCUCCGGCACGCACCACACUCAAACACUCCCCGAACAUCUCCUUUGGCCUCACCUGCGAGGAGGGGAGCUUUGUCCUAACACCGGUGCCUCCCGCGAGUGACGGCGACUCGUGUGAAUUUCUGGACAAUACGAUACAUGUGCCGUCUCUGGAGGCUAAGAACUGCGGCUACACUUGUCCAGACCCCGCCGUGGUGCUCCCUUCCAAGGCGAUGAAGGAUAUGAAGAAGAUGAAGGUCCUACAGGCGGUUAACUCCACGCUGUACCACGUGUGUAAGAUCCAGGGCGGGACUGAGGACGGUGGGACGCAGCAGAAAUGUUUCCGGAAGAACCUCAACAAGACGCGCAAAGCCGAAAACAUGCCCAGGUCCUUCAUAAUCCACAAUCUGAUCCUGCCACUUACCGGAGCCACGCAAAUCGGCGGUGAAAUCUCUGUCAUUAACUACACGAUGUCCAAAGUGGCGAUCACCAGCUUCGAGUGCACUAACGGGGUAGUGCCGAAGAAGGUCACCAUUCCAAAGAUAACACUGGAGGAAGCGCCGCGAUUCGAGAAGGAUAAAGCGUCAGUUUCUUGCCACUUUCACUGCCUGGCCCAGCUGCCGCACAAGAACGCGUGUGUCAAGAGGCCUAUGAGCGUGGAGCAUAACGUGGCUCUCAGCUUCUGGUUCUUCGUCACUAUUAACACCCUCGGGAAGCUUCUCAUCGGCCUCUCCUACACGCUCUUCGAAGUGGCGGUCCUGGCGAUACUGAAGGAAUAUGGUUACGAUUACGGUCUCCAGCGCAUCUACGGUUCUAUCGGCGGGAUGGUCUUUGCGCCUCUCUCCGGCCUGGCCAUUGACUAUCUCGGCAAGGGAGGACACUAUUCAGAUUAUCAUGUGAUGUUUAUGCUGUACUGCGCACUGAAGCUGUUUUGUGCUCUCAUCUUGGUUAUGGUCGACCUGCGCUUCAAGGUUCCAGCAAGCAACCUGUGUCGUAGUGUGUGCUGUCUGCUCACUAACAUUGAGGUGAUUCUGCUGCUGUUCGUGGUCUUCAUAUCGGGCAUGUGUUACGGCUUCAUCGAGAAUUUCCUGCCUCUUCAUCUUCGUGACCUGGGAGCGACUAACUGGUUCAUUGGCAUCCUCACCACCAUCGCCUCCUUCGCUGCCCUGCCCUUCCUGGCGCUCUCUGAAGGGAUUUGCAAGAAGUUUGGGUAUUUUCAGUCCAUCGCCUUUGGUCUUCUGUGCUACUCCAUCAGAUGUGUGGGUUAUUCCGCCAUCAAGAAGUACUACUGGGCCGCCCCCUUCGAGAUGCUGGAGGGGAUCACCACAGGCCUUUUGGUGACCUCUGCUAUAGUUUACGCCAAGCUUCUCUCCUCCAAGACCAACAUGGCCACACUACAAGGCAUCAUGGCCACACUGCACUAUGGCCUAGGUAAGAGUGUGGGCAGCUUUCUGGGCGGGUUCCUGAUGGCUAAGCUGAAGGCACCUCUCGCGUUUCAAAUCUUCAGCGGCAUCGCAAUCGUCACCGCGUUCUGCUACUAUCUGGUGGGCAAACUGUACAUCGUGCCACGCCAGAACAAGAGACACCUGCAGAAGCUCGAGAUAAUGAAGAUGCCGGUGGAGACAAUAUCGAGGAAGGAACACAAGAGAAGCAGCAGAAAUCAGGACCUGUCGAGUGUUGAAGUGUCGACACUGCAACGCCACGGAUACAAGAAGAGAGCAGCGCCGCAGAUCAAGGAGAGCCAGGAGAGAGAAGAAGAACCAUCACGUUUGGACGAGACACAGAUGACUCAAAUGACGGAUCUCCCCAAUGACACGAUAUCUUCCCUCAACGAGACUGUACAGGAGGAGGAGGAGAAGGCGAAGGAGGAGGAGACAAAUGAAAAAACGGAGGACUCUGCUAAAUAGGAGGGUUAUGUAUGUUAAUGUUGUUUGAUUUGUUUUACCUACUAUUCACGCCUAUAAACGACGUAUCUCUGUAAAUAAAUAGAUGUAUUUUGAUAUUACUUACUGUACAUGAGAGAGAGAGA